Molecule: messenger RNA, 5286 nt
Organism: Pseudophryne corroboree (corroboree frog)
Lineage: Eukaryota; Metazoa; Chordata; Amphibia; Anura; Myobatrachidae
Gene: SLC16A5
Product: solute carrier family 16 member 5
Exons: 5
Coding region: 297-1658 (453 amino acids)
Biological process (GO): monocarboxylic acid transport; transmembrane transport
Cellular component (GO): plasma membrane
Molecular function (GO): monocarboxylic acid transmembrane transporter activity
Source: RefSeq, a predicted model, not a curated record
UUGUACGCCCUUGCAUAGAUGCUGUGUCACGGUUACCUGACGCCAGGUGUCCCUGGGUUCCAGGUAAAGGGGAGGGCAUGUAAGGCUGAGCACUGCAGGUGUGUCCUGGUGAGGGAGGACAACAGUUAUCAGAAAUUACACAAGUAGCAGAGGCGAGGAAGGUUUCAGUAUAAGCUGCCUAACCAGAGGUGGCUUGAUGAUGAAAGAAAACUCAGCAUUAGAGGAAGUAAUAACGCUGUGCAGGAUAGCUUGAUUCAGGGUUACGCCAUAGUCAACUUUCUGUGUGAAAAGACAAAAUGGAAACCCCUGAUGGGCCGUGGGCAUGGGGGGUACUAGUUGCUGCUAUGGUAACCCAUGCAUUGACUUUAGGGUUUCCUUCCUCCAUCGGAGUAUUUUAUACCGACCUGCAGACUUCCUUUCAGGCAUCCAACACAGAGACUUCCUGGUUUCCAUCAAUUGUCAUGGCUGUACUUCACGCUGGAGGUCCUUUAUGCAGCAUCAUGGUAGAAAGGUUUGGCUGCAGAGUAACGGUAAUGGUUGGUGGUAUUCUUUGUGGAGUUGGCUUAGUCUCCAGCUCCUUCUCUAAGAACAUAGUUCACCUGUACCUGAGUGCUGGACUUGUUGGAGGUUUAGGACUCUGUUUCAGCUUCCAAGCUGCAGUCACAGUGCUUGGCUAUUAUUUCAUCAAACGCCGGACUUUGGCCAAUUCUCUGGCCUCUACGGGGGCCUCCAUAGGCAUGGCUCUCUGGCCACUGGCAUCUCAACAUCUCUUGGAGGCAGUGGGAUGGAGAGGUUCUUUUAUGAUAUUUGGAGGAGUAUUGCUCAACUGUUGUGUAUGUGGUGCUUUGAUGAGACCAGUUAAAAUGCCACCAGCUGCUCCUGAUAAGAAUGUUUCUUCCUCAAAAGCCAAUGGGGCCAUUAGUGGUGCAGAGAUGGAAAAAGGUAAAGGCCUACAGAAAUACAUGGCUUUCGACCUACUGCUUGGACAUAGACGAUAUCAGAUUUACACAAUAGGUGUCACUUGGAUGGUUCUAGGCUUUGUCUUGCCACUUUUCUACUUGGUACCAUACGCUACCCACAGUGGGAUAGAAGAGUCAACAGCUGCACUGCUUCUCUCUCUAAUUGGCUUCAUCAAUAUCUUUGCACGUCCAGUGGCCGGAAUUGUGUCACAGCAGCGAGUAUUUUCUGGACGAUUAAUUUACCUAUUUAGUGGAGCAGUUAUGAUAAAUGGACUCAGCAACCUUGUAUGUGCAGUCUCUGCAUCCUUCCCCUCUCUUCUGGUUUAUUGUGCACUAUAUGGUGUCUCUAUGAGUGUAAUUGGAUCUCUAGUAUUCCAGGUAUUGAUGGAUACAGUGGGAAUGAAGAGAUUCCCUGGAGCCUUUGGACUUUUCACCAUCCUUGAAAGUGUUACUAUCUUGGUGGGACCACCAUUAGCAGGUUUGCUGGUAGACAUCACUGGUCAGUAUAAUUUGGUGUUCUACUUCAGCAGUAUUGCUGUGGCCUCAUCUGGACUCUUCAUGUGUUUAGCCUCCUAUAUAAUGGACAAAAAGGAAGAAAAGACUGGAAAAAACCUCCAAAACAAAGGGGAAGCAACAGACAGCAGUGAACGCCAAAAUAUUAUUUAUUGUCCAGCUAAACAGGAGGAUUUUGUAAUAUGAGUGACAAUGUUAUGAAGGAACAGAUGAUCCAACUAGGCUCUCACUGAUAAGCAUCAGUUCAGACAAUAUAAAGUCAUAACUUUGUGUGAAGAUCUGGAAUAGUAUUUCAGUGUCUUCGUAAAUACUAAGCACAAUGCCUCAGUACAUAGGAAUGAGGUAAGGUUUCUCUGAAAAAGUUCGUUUUCUCAGGGAGCUAACAUAUGACAACAUUGUCAAAGACAAUGACGUGCAAAUUCCUCUUUUUAUAAGUGAAGUUAUAAUUUGUGGAUGACCUUCACCAAGUGGCAGAGAUCUUCGUUUCUAUGUGCAAUCAUUUUAAAAAAUGAAGUCCAUGAAAUGAUUGUAGCUUGGGUUACAGAGAGGAUAUAAAGUAGAAAAAUUUAUAGAAAAUAAGUAUUGCUGCACGCACAAAGGUACAGCCAAGACAUGGGCCCAAAUGUAAUAGUCCUGUGAGAUGGGGCAACAGCAAGAGUUCAACACUAAAGCUGAUUUGUUUAAAAUCCCGGUUGGUUGUGCCUUAAAUGAAAUUGGUGCUAUACAUCUAGCAGCUAGCUCGCUGAAAUCUCGCUACUGCCCAUAUCUCAUAGGUUGUUACAUAUGGGCACUGGUAUUUUUGGAUGUUACAAGUUUUCCACUGUAAAAUAUACAGUACUUUCUAUGUUUGUUUGUCAAUUCAGUAAUGAUCUAGCAAUAGCAAGAGUUCUAGAGUUCUGAAGAUUGAGACUUUACAAAUAAAAAAAUAUAAAUAAAUUAAAAUCAACAAAAUAACAUUAAACAGUUAAAACAAUAAACAAUAAAAGUAGAACAUUAAACUCACUGCAAGAUCACCAUAAAACUAAAAAUACACUAAGGGGUUAAUUUAUUAGAGGGAGAUUUGCACUUAAAUCUGUACCUCUGUCAACAGCAAGUCUAUUUAAUAGAGAUCAUAACAGUACAUGCAUUGCUAACACCAUUUUAGGAUGUAAAUAGCAGGAAUUUGUUAGGGUUACGUUAGGUCACAUACACCUACCCCCAUGGUUUUUUUUGUUUUUUUAACCAGUGGAUUUCCCGGGUGAAAAAUAAAUUAUUUUUUAGACUUUAAUAAAACCUGUCAAAUACAACAGGUACAACUCUCUUAUACAAAAAAAAAAAAAAGCCAAAGCACGCACACAAAAACAUAAUAUAUAAACGAGCAAUGCAGAAAACCACCAAUCAGCCAAUCACAAGUGGUUUGAUAUUGUCAGAUAUUACCUUCAUCAUCAUCAGGAUGUAUAUGCACCAGCUUUCAAGCACCUGAAAUAAUACGCCUUGUACAGUAAAUGGUCUCUGUGCAGGUCUGCAGCUGUUCUCAAUUAUCCAAUAACAUCAUUACUGUACUUGGACUCUGGUAGUUGGCCUUUUUCCUCCCCAUGUUCUGCCUUUGCACGGGCAAGUAGGCCUUACUCAGAUACAUACAAAUCUGCAUGGGCAUAUAUAUGUUUGCUGGGCAUGUGGAGAGCAAUUUUAUGCUAUGCAGAUAAGCUAAAUGAUACACCUGCCACACAGAUUAUGAGUUGGAUGCAGUUGGAUGCAGCAGCGAUAUAGAAUGCUGUGGAGUGAUUUUCUCUUCUGCACAUACAUCUAAAUUGUAGUGUGAAUGCAUCUAGAAUCUAGAUAGCAUGCAUACAGCUUUAGAGUUACGAUGGAAUCGGAGUUGCGAUGAAAAUGUAUUAGGCAUUGCUGGGCAGUGACAGGGAUAUGACUUAGCGGACAUACAGAGAUGGUCCAUCUUGUGGGGGUAUUAUGGGGGUGCCAAAGGGGUGCUGCUGGAAGCAUUUGCUAACAGAGACACCCAGUCACUCACAUUGGAGGCCAUACUCAGGAGAAACUGCACCCUCCAUGGGGCUGGUGCAAGUUUCAUUGGAUUGACCAAUGGUGUGUCUAAAGAUGCAUCAAGCAGUAGGCAUCUGGGUCCUUGUACAUAUGUACGCAUGGACGUACACUAGAGAACAGCUUUGUAGAACCUUUUGCAUAAAGUUACAGAUGUAUGGUGACUUCCGGUUCCGGCGUUGCAUGGAGUGACACGCAGCUCGUGUAGCUCCGGUGCCUGCCGCCACUAACAGCCUCAUACCGCCCGUUCUGGGCGUCCAUUGAGCGGCUUGCCAUACCCGCUCACCCCCUGCAGCUCCGGCCACCCUGUAUGGACCGUUUCCUGGCCCCCGUGAUGCAGGGAAAGAACUCCCGCGCCAGGUCUGAGGUCCGCGGCUCAGCUUCUAAAAUGGCCGCCGCGGCCUCCAUGGACGCCGGAGCCCGCUCAGCGGCUGCUCCUGCAGCCCUUCCCCCUCCAGCUCUCCUGCCCUGGUGGGCUCUACGGCUGCGGGCCCACCACCCUUAGAUGUACCCGGGCACCCGUUAUCCUAUGCUGAUAUUGUCAGGGCGGUAAAAGAAACAGUCCAUCCUUUAUUCCAGGAACAAACACAGUUGCAUGCUGCUGCAUUACAGCAGGCUGUCCUGGAUAUCAAAAGCCAAUACAAACAGCUGUCUAAACGUGUCCUACAAGUGGAACAUACUGCUGGUGAGAAUUUCCAACAAAUCGCCGAACUUUCUGAUAUCUCUGCUAAACUGCAGAAAUCUGAAAAUCUGGUUUGGGCAAAGAUCGACGACAUAGAAAAUAGGUUGCGUCAUAAUAACCUUCGGCUUAUCAGACUUCCAGAGUCGGUUAAGGGACAGGCUCUUUAUCAUGUCCUCCGAUAUACUCUUCCUGAUCUUCUUGGAAUACCAGAUAUUUGCUCGGACCUAGUGGUGGAACGUGCACAUAGAACGGGCCCCACCCGCCCCUCCUCCAUUUCAACACGACCGCGUGCUGUAUUGUUCCGGUGUCUCAACUUUCUCCAUAAAGAAGAUCUUUGGUCGGCUUCUCGUCGUGUACGGGAUCUUGUUUGGGAAGAUGCCAAAUUGUUACUCUUCCAGGAUUUUUCUCCGGAGCUCACCAGACUACGCAAGGCAUUCUCACCUGUAUGCUCUAAAUUGGUCCAGGAGGGCCGAAAGUUCGCACUGCUCUACCCUGCGCGCCUGAGGAUCUUUGACGGCACAUCCUUUAAGGACUUUCAUACCCCGGAGGAUGCUGCUGCUUAUCUUUCAGAAGCCGGCACCUCUGACCCGUCGAUGAAAUAGCUGGGCUCUCCUGAAUCUGAUCUUGAACUCUCCUCUCCCCUUGUUGCUCUGUUGCCGCAUAUUUUUCUUUCCCUAACCUUGUGGACUAUGUGAUCAUCUGUUGGUUUAUUUGGACUUGCUCACCACACCCACGCUGGUCCUAUAGGUGAUGUAUAUGUACCUCUGGAGUAACAUAAGUGCAUUCUCUGUUAUACGCUCCCAGGUGUACAUGUUUGUUCUUGUGAAGUUAUAUGUCCAUGCUACCUGUUUUGGGUUCAACCUCCACCUGUUUGAUAUUAUCUGGGCCCUCACCUCCAUGCCCUCAUCUCCCCCCCCCCCCCCCCCCUCCCCUAUGCUGCUCGAUAUAGUGGUAUUGGCUAGGAGCAAUGUCCUCCUCGCUGUAUAGAGUUACUACCCCAGUGGACUUAACGUGAAGUCACAUUCUCAUUGUUAUUGCGGGACCCCCCGGUGGGUCUUGUUUCUUUUUCUCGUUUCUAUGUCUAUAUUGUCUUUUUGU